UCCUGUCAUCUCUCCCCCUUUAUUUUUCUCAUACAUACAAAUUGUUCAUUCAUCCAUUUUCUACUAAUACAAUUGCAAGUAAAUCAAUCCUCUCUUCUUGAAUCAGAUCACAAAAGCACAGCAGCAAAAUGGGUAUAUGCAGUUCUUGCGAAUCUACAUCAGUAGCUACAGCAAAAUUAAUACUACAAGACGGAAGAUUACAAGAAUUUUCUUAUCCUAUAAAAGCUUCAUAUCUUUUACAGAAAGAUCCAAAUAUCUUUAUUUGCAAUUCAGAUGAAAUGGAGUUUGGAGAUAUUGUAUCAGCCAUAAAUUCUGACGAAGAGCUUCAAUUGGGUCAACUGUAUUUUGCUUUACCUUUGAACCGGCUGAAACGUAAGCUUAAGGCGGAAGAAAUGGCGGAGUUAGCGGUGAAGGCUAGUUCUGCAUUGAAUAGUAUUUGUGGUAAAGAGAAUUGUGGGUGUCGUAAUAAAGUAGUUUUAUUUUCAGGAGAGAAAGGUGGUGGGAAGUUGGGGAAGAAGGUGGCGGGUGGCAGUGGUUCGACGGUGGCUGAGGGUAGAAGACGGAGAAGUAUUGGUGGUGGUGGUGGGCCGAGAGGGAAGUUCACGGCGAGGUUGAGUGCAAUACCUGAGUAGGAUAAAUUCUUGGGCAUUUUCUUUUUCUGAAAGAACUUGUUAUAACAAAUUAAAGGUAAUGGGAAUUAGACCCACUUUUUAAUAUUCACUAGAUUAGAACCUGUUGAUGGGUGAAGCUUGAGAUUAGAGAACUGUUCAUUUUAUCUUGUAAAUAGUAGGUUUUGUAAAUAAGUUGAGAUUCAAGAGCCGCUCUCAAAUUAUUUGAGUGAUUCGAAAUUGGUCAUCUUCUUUUUUUAGAAUUUUUGUUUUGCUGCUAGUUAACCAAUAGUGGGGUUUAAUCAUGAGUUUUCCCUCAAAGGGUUAAUUUGGUAAGCUACUUGGGUUUAUUGAAAGUACAAUUUUGAUAGUAAUUCGCGUAACAUUUUCAUUUAUAAUAUUAACGCUGUUAUAAAUAUAUAUUAUGGAUGUUCAUUUAGUACUCCAUUAUGGAUAAAGAUUACCCCUGG
Nicotiana attenuata is the source of this 1078-nucleotide messenger RNA. RefSeq lists its product as uncharacterized. Bases 129 to 632 code for a protein of 167 amino acids. NCBI's taxonomy places the organism in Eukaryota, Viridiplantae, Streptophyta, Magnoliopsida, Solanales, Solanaceae. The record is from RefSeq and is a predicted model, not a curated record. The transcript has a single exon.